ACCAGAUAGGUAUCUAACCACACCACUUCUACAGCUUUAAGAGCAGGAAAAAGCGACAUUAACCCCACCGCCUCCAAAACACCAGCAGUGGGCGCUUCGGGUGUAAGCAAUGGCUGGGGACUCGGAGCCUUCACGGCCAAGACAAAGUAGUGCCGCAUCAGGCACACGGAGCAUUGCCAUCCACGCAAGGCAGCAGUCCAAACGACCUGUCCAGGCCCAGUCCCAACAUGUCGCCGAUCCCGUUCUGCACGACUUCUUGAGCCCUUCAUAUGAUGCCGCCUCUUACCUCAACAUUACUCUACCACCUUUGCAGACCUCGUCCCGAGUAUUCGGAAGUCAGGGCUCCAACCAGGGCGCCGUGCCUCUUGCGGAGCUCUCCAUCCAAACUCAGGCACUGCUGUCGCAGCUCAACGCCCACACCACUAGACUCACAGACACGCUGACUGAGCUUACAAACGACAUUCUCAGGAGUGGCGGCCGGCUGGCCUACGAGGUAGAGCUAUUGCGGGGCGAAACGCUCGGCUUGGCAGAGACUCUGACCGAGGGACUCGAGGACGACAUUGCCAAGUUUGUGCCGGGCGGCAUUCGGGACAGCAUCACGGAGCCGAGGGGAGCGGCAGCCGACAGCCACGCGCCAUCCUUUCAUCAGCGGCGCAUGUCACUACUUGCGCCGCCAGCAACCACUGCCACAACCGAGAAGAACAACACUCCAUCAGGCGCAGCCCAAACUACCGGCCCACCCGACGAACCGCCCUACAUCGCGCAGCUGCGCACUCUGACUCUCGUGCGGUCCCGCCUCGAGUCUGUCAUCAAGAUCUUUGGCGACGCCAUGGAGUUUGUCUUCCCGCCCUCCGAACUGUCCGUGAGCUCGUCGUUCCUCUCCGUCUCGGCGCCCGACGCCGGCGGCGAGAGCCAUAGCACCGAGGAGAAAGGGCGGCAGGUGCUGCAGUCGCUCCGGGACGAGAUUGCCCGUCUCCUCGGCAACGCCGAGGACCCGAUCAAGGGCAUCGAGGAUGCCGCGCGCCGCAUCGAGGAGCUCAAGGAGCUGGCCACCGUUUGGAAGGGCACGGCCGAGGAGAAGGGGCGUUCCCGGUUCAUUGAGAGCCUGGCCAAGAUGGUGGAGGACAGGCAUCGGGAGCUGCUGCGGGAUGCGGACCAGUCGAGCCGGCGGGACAAUGCCAGGCCUCAGAUGGCGACGAGCAGCACAGGGGCGGCCGGUGCUGAGGUCGAGACCGGGCAGGCCGAGACCAAGGGGUAUGGUGCUUACGGUCUCAUCAGCCAGCUGCAAAAGCUGCGGAGUGGAUUGUAGGGCGGCCGAGUGUGCUGGGGUGACAUACUCGGCGAAUUGGAAUCGCUCGCAUGUGCAAACACGAAUAUUCACCUGAGUUGGGAACUGUGCUUCUCAAAUCGCACAGAUCCAUCAAGAAGUGCUCGUAUUGCCGCCGCCAUGGUUGGUGCCACGACUCAGAAGUAGUCGGCUGUUUCUCCCUAUCACCCUCCGUUAUUUGACCGCCAUCUUGUUUCUCAGGCUUCAUGUUGUCAUGAGGGAUAUUGAGUGGAUGAUCCUGCGGGGUUCGCCAUCUUCCUGCUAACAUACCGUAAAAUAACGUUGACUGGGCCAUUCGAUGCUCGGAGGC
Messenger RNA from Parathielavia appendiculata, 1637 nucleotides. RefSeq lists its product as uncharacterized. The transcript has 2 exons. The record is from RefSeq and is a predicted model, not a curated record. The coding region runs from base 110 to 1309 and encodes 399 amino acids. NCBI's taxonomy places the organism in Eukaryota, Fungi, Ascomycota, Sordariomycetes, Sordariales, Chaetomiaceae.